AUCCAGGGAAAGCGACCUUCAUCAUCAUCCCGUCCCCACUAUCAUCGGUCGCUAGAAAUCUCCGAUUCGAUUCAUGGGUUUCUCCUUCCUUGCGAAAGCUCUUCCAUUUUCUUCUAUUUCGAUCUCUCAAUUUCCUGCAAAAACCAUCUCCAUUUCCCCCCUUUUCUUUUAAUGGCAACAGGGGAAUGCUUCUUCUCCUUUUCCCACCCAUAAUUUCCUCUUCUUCCCUUUUCCUUUCAAGAUUUAUCCCUUUUCUUUGUUCUAUCUCUCUGUGGCUUGAUUGAUUCAUUUACAUUGGAUAUAAAUUGUCAAUCUUUGCGUGAUCACAUCCAAACCCUGCUUUGACUUUCUUUUUCUUUCAAGGCGAUUGACGUUUCCCUGCAUACGAGAUGCCUACAUAAGGGUUUGUCGCUUCUUAAAUUCCAAUAUGAGAUGCCUACAUUAUAUCUAUGUUGUUGAUUGAUUGAUUGAUUGAUUGGCUGGUUAGAAGAUUGAGUCAUUUCCUUAUCUAAAAAUUUCAGUAUUUAUAUUUAUAGUCGAUGGGUGAAACUGAUAAGAAAUUAAGUGGUGUGAAGAACAGCAUCAUACAUAAGAUCCAUGGUAGUAUUCUGGUAUCAGAGAAGUAUGAUUCAAAUUCUAUUGGGGAUAGAGAUGAUGAAGACAAUGUGACAGAAGCUCUAUUGCCAGCCAGAAAGGGUGGGUUAUCGAAGAAAUCGGGGAAACCGAAUAGGAAGGUGCAGUGGAAUGAUAUCAAUGGGAAUAAGCUGGCAGAAGUGAAGGAAUUCCAACCAAGUGAUGAUAGUGAUUCGGAUGAAGAUGAUUCUGAUUAUUGUAUGUGCACCAUAAUGUAGACCGAGCUCAUUCAGUAGCAGUAUAUAAAGAAGCCAACCAAAUUGGUGACAUUACUUACUCACUCAAUCUUACAUGUAAAUUAUAGGACGAAUUAUAUUCCAUCUGGUCUGAAAACCUUGUGUUUAGUGUUCAUGGUUGUUGUUGGAAUGAUAUUUAUUGCUUCUUCUUCGAGCUUAUUGUUGUUGUAGUAAUAUAGUGAAUUAUUAUUAUGUUUAACCAUUCAA
This is a messenger RNA of Impatiens glandulifera, 1076 nucleotides long. RefSeq lists its product as uncharacterized. The coding region runs from base 540 to 851 and encodes 103 amino acids. The transcript is spliced from 2 exons. The record is from RefSeq and is a predicted model, not a curated record. NCBI's taxonomy places the organism in Eukaryota, Viridiplantae, Streptophyta, Magnoliopsida, Ericales, Balsaminaceae.